UGGCGGUGCGCUUACUCUGACUCACCAUUAAGACGACGGCGUUUUUACGACGACAGGAAUCUCGCUUAUCCAAAAUUCCCCGAUGAGUCUUGUCCAAAGGCAACAUCCUCAAGCGACAAUACCAGUACAGCCGCCCCAAUUCUCGGCCAAGCUCGUGCGUCUUUGCCGGCGACGGAUUCUUCGCCUCCCUCCGGUUUCUGCUCAGAGAAUUUUCAGGCAGGUUGCUAGGAUGUCUGUGACUGAAAAGCCUGGAAUUUCAAUUCAAUCCAUGGUGAUAAAGCCUCCUUCACAUCCUACCUAUGAUUUGCAAGGUGUUAUCAAGUUAGCCCUCGCUGAAGAUGCGGGUGAUCGAGGUGAUGUGACGUCUCUGGCCACGAUUCCGCAGGAUGCCGAAGUCGAAGCCCAUUUCUUAGCGAAGGAGGAUGGUGUUGUUGCUGGCAUUGCACUCGCGGAGAUGGUGUUUCAUGAAGUUGAUCCUUCUCUAAAGGUGGAGUGGUCGCGGAAAGAUGGAGACUCUAUUCAAAAGGGCCUAAAGUUCGGAAAAGUCUAUGGAACGGCAUACAGCAUUAUUGUAGCUGAAAGAGUAGCUCUAAAUUUCAUACAGAGGAUGAGUGGAAUAGCAACUCUAACUAAGGCAAUGGCCAAUGCUGCCCAUCCUGCACUUAUCUUAGAGACAAGAAAAACUGCUCCAGGUUUACGUCUGGUGGAUAAGUGGGCGGUUCUUAUUGGUGGAGGGCGGAAUCAUAGAAUGGGUUUAUUUGAUAUGGUAUUAAUAAAAGAUAAUCAUAUAUCAGCUGCUGGUGGUGUCACAAAUGCUGUAAGAGCUGUAUACAUGUAUCUAGAGAAAAACAAUCUUAAAAUGGAGGUUGAGGUUGAAACUAGAACUCUAGACGAAGUACACGAGGUGUUAAAUUAUGCAUCCCAAACAAAGACUUCUUUGACCAGAAUAAUGUUGGAUAAUAUGGUUGUGCCACUCCCAAAUGGAGAUGUUGACGUAUCCAUGCUUAAAGAGGCUGUGAAACUGAUUAAUGGGAGAUUUGAGACUGAGGCUUCUGGCAAUGUUACUCUGGAAACGGUGCAUAGAAUUGGAGGCACAGGGGUGACCUACAUUUCUAGUGGAGCACUAACACAUUCUGUGAAAGCUCUUGACAUCUCCCUCAAGAUCGACACAGAGCUGGCUCUUCAAGUCGGAAGACGCACCAAAAGAGCGUAACCAUUCUUCAACCAACCGUUCUGCUUAAGUUGUACACCGAUUGGUAUGCGAAAAAUCCCAUAUCUUAGCUGGUCAAAUAAAUUGGUGUCUAAACUCAGCCCACAUGGUGACCAGAUAGUUACUUGAACGAACUGUUCAAUAAUGUAUUACAAAAGCUCAUUGAUGAAAAAGAACUCUUUAUAAAGGCGGCAGAUACAGGACAAGUCCUUUUGUUGAUAAUUAGUGGAAUACAGGUAUACCAGAAUGGCCUCACUACAUGUGACCUCUUUGCAUUGAA
Morus notabilis is the source of this 1490-nucleotide messenger RNA. RefSeq names its product nicotinate-nucleotide pyrophosphorylase [carboxylating], chloroplastic. NCBI's taxonomy places the organism in Eukaryota, Viridiplantae, Streptophyta, Magnoliopsida, Rosales, Moraceae. Bases 83 to 1213 code for a protein of 376 amino acids. The transcript has 10 exons. The record is from RefSeq and is a predicted model, not a curated record. Gene Ontology annotation, biological process: quinolinate catabolic process; NAD+ biosynthetic process. Gene Ontology annotation, cellular component: cytoplasm. Gene Ontology annotation, molecular function: nicotinate-nucleotide diphosphorylase (carboxylating) activity.